UUGCUAAAUGUGGAAUGAGAUUAAAUAAUUGAAAAUCCAUCCAAUUUUACAGGAAUGAAAAUAAAAGUACAUGGAAGGAAUGCAUUACUCAAAAAUCCAAUGUAUAUAGUUGUCAGUCCCAAGAUUUUUGCUAAUAAACUCCCUUUAUGAGCCUCUAGACCCUAUUUGAAGUAGAGUCAGGAUGAAUGGAUGUAGCUGAGCAUUUACUAAUUGGAUGCCCUCUCCUCUGCAGAGUUGCAAUAAAUAUUUUUUUCUUUGCACUCUAGGAGAGAAACUUUGCAACUACCUAUUGAAUUCUUAACCUUCCAAGUGGGAGGCAAGCCUCUGUCUCUCUCUCUCUCUCUCUGUGUGUGUCUGUCUGUCUGUCUAUCUAUCUCAAAAAGAGGUCCUGCAUAAUAAAAGUAAAUCUGUUGGUUGUUUUUUUCCUGGUAGACCAUUUUAAUGUCUAAAGUGUCAAUAAAUGUUAUGGCAAUUAUUUUAACCAAAUCCCCAUCAGAUUUUGCCAGUUUUGUCAGAAUACCAGAUUGUCACUUAGGAAAUAUGGCAGAAGCCAAAGCUUAAUAUUUUGAACUGAUUUCCUGGAUGUAUAACCUUCCAGAAAAUAGUUACUGCCAAUUUUUGAACAUAAGGAAAUAAUAAAACAUUGCUUCAAAUAAUUGCAAAAAUAAUUCAUAUUCACAUUCUUUUAUUCUCCAAAGAUUUUAAUUCAGGUGACUGUGGAAUAAACAAAUUUCACAUAAACCUACAGAGUUUGUAAACUCAGAGGUUGUAAACUUUUUUAAAGAAAAAGAUGUAACACUUAUUAAUAAUAACUCAUUAAGAAGCCAUCUUUAUCAAAUUUCACAUUGUGAUAGAUUCACUAUGGCUAAUUCAUAGUGACAGUAUGAGCAUAAAAAAUAUUAUUUUCUCUGGCAUCCUGAUAGACUUUCUGAAUGCUUUCAUAGUGGACUGUUUUAAAAUGUUCAUUCUUUGUUUCCUUCAGAAACUGUAUCAUGGAAGUACGGAAUGUGACCAUUGUCAGAGAAAUAUUUUUGCUUGGACUUAACUUUGAACCAAGUUUGGAAAUCAUCCUCUUUAUGGUUUUCCUCCUUAUUUAUGUAGUGACAGUGCUCGGGAAUGCACUCAUAAUUGCAUUGAUUUGCACUGAUCAUCGUCUUCAAAUCCCAAUGUAUUUUUUCCUCAGCAAUCUAUCUGCCAUUGAGAUAUUCAUGACGACAUCUGUGAUGCCUAAAAUGCUGGCCAAUCUUCUGUCUGAAAGAAAAACGAUUUCCUUUGUUGGCUGCUUCAUUCAAUCAUAUUUCUAUUUUUUCAUGGGUUCUACAGAGUUCAUUCUUUUUGCUGCUAUGUCCUUUGACCGCUACAUGGCCAUCUGCUAUCCCCUUAGCUAUCCCAUCCUUAUGAGUGGCAAAGUUUGUGUUAAGAUAGUGAUUGGAUCUUGGAUUGGUGGCUUCUUCUCGGUGUUCUUAUCUACUGUAUUAAAAGCCAGGCUAACUUACUGUAAUAAUGUUAUUAAUCACUUUUUCUGUGACAGUGCACCGUUAUUGCAUCUUUCCUGUCAGGAUAUAACUAUGAUUGAGGUGGUGGAUUUCCUGGUAUCCUUGAUUCUACUGCUUGGCUCUCUUUCAUUCACUGCUACAUCUUACAUCUACAUAAUUAGCACCAUUGUCAAGAUUCCAUCUGCAGAGGGCAGGAAGAAGGCCUUUGGUACUUGUGCGUCACAUUUCACUGUUGUCUCCAUGGGCUAUGGAAUCUCCAUUUUUGUUUAUGUGAGACCAUCUCAGAGUGACAGUAUGAGCCUAAACAAAGCCUUGACCAUUUUCUCUGGCAUCCUGACACCCUUCCUGAACCCUUUCAUCUUCAGUCUAAGAAAUGAGCAGAUGAAAGAGGUGUUGAGAGAUGUUCUAAAGAAAAUGUCUUUCAAAAUAAAAUAAAGUCAAUUUAUUACUCUAAAA
This is a messenger RNA of Crotalus tigris (Tiger rattlesnake), 1952 nucleotides long. RefSeq names its product olfactory receptor 6M1-like. The record is from RefSeq and is a predicted model, not a curated record. Lineage: Eukaryota; Metazoa; Chordata; Lepidosauria; Squamata; Viperidae. Gene Ontology annotation, cellular component: membrane. Gene Ontology annotation, molecular function: G protein-coupled receptor activity; olfactory receptor activity. The coding region runs from base 993 to 1931 and encodes 312 amino acids. Gene Ontology annotation, biological process: G protein-coupled receptor signaling pathway. The transcript has a single exon.